Molecule: messenger RNA, 1703 nt
Organism: Protopterus annectens (West African lungfish)
Lineage: Eukaryota; Metazoa; Chordata; Ceratodontiformes; Protopteridae
Gene: EEF1A2
Product: eukaryotic translation elongation factor 1 alpha 2
Exons: 7
Coding region: 77-1468 (463 amino acids)
Biological process (GO): translational elongation; translation
Molecular function (GO): GTPase activity; GTP binding; translation elongation factor activity
Source: RefSeq, a predicted model, not a curated record
CCUCUACAACACACAGCUCUGCUUUCAACCCUCAAGCCGCUAGCCUUAUCCCAGGAAGUAUCUGUAACCAGAUACGAUGGGGAAGGAGAAGAUUCACAUCAACAUUGUCGUGAUUGGACAUGUCGACUCAGGUAAAUCUACCACAACUGGACAUCUCAUCUACAAAUGUGGUGGCAUCGACAAAAGGACUAUUGAGAAGUUCGAGAAGGAAGCUGCUGAGAUGGGCAAAGGUUCCUUCAAAUAUGCCUGGGUGCUGGACAAGUUGAAGGCAGAGCGAGAGCGAGGCAUCACCAUUGACAUCUCCCUGUGGAAGUUCGAGACGUCCAAGUACUACAUCACAAUCAUUGAUGCCCCAGGCCACAGAGAUUUCAUCAAAAACAUGAUCACUGGCACAUCCCAGGCUGAUUGUGCUGUGCUCAUUGUGGCAGCUGGUGUAGGAGAGUUUGAGGCUGGUAUCUCCAAAAACGGACAGACCCGAGAACAUGCACUUCUGGCCUACACCUUGGGUGUCAAGCAGCUGAUUGUUGGCAUCAAUAAAAUGGACUCAACUGAGCCACCUUACAGUGAGAAGCGAUAUGAUGAAAUUGUCAAGGAGGUCAGUGCUUACAUCAAGAAGAUUGGCUACAACCCUGCCACAGUACCCUUCGUACCAAUCUCUGGCUGGCAUGGGGACAACAUGUUGGAGCCUUCACCUAACAUGCCCUGGUUUAAAGGCUGGAAGGUAGAACGCAAGGAAGGCAAUGCCAGUGGAGUUUCCCUGUUAGAAGCCCUAGACACCAUCUUACCUCCCACCCGUCCCACAGACAAACCCCUUCGCCUGCCUCUUCAGGAUGUCUACAAGAUUGGAGGCAUUGGAACUGUACCAGUGGGCCGUGUGGAGACUGGUGUCUUGAAACCUGGUAUGGUUGUGACCUUUGCACCUGUCAACAUCACUACUGAGGUCAAAUCUGUUGAGAUGCACCAUGAGGCAUUGAGUGAAGCCUUGCCUGGGGAUAAUGUUGGCUUCAAUGUGAAGAACGUAUCUGUGAAAGAUGUUCGCCGUGGAAAUGUCUGUGGUGACAGCAAAAAUGACCCACCGCAGGAAGCUGCUCAGUUCAUAUCCCAGGUUAUCAUUCUGAACCAUCCUGGACAAAUUGGCGCUGGCUACUCUCCCGUUAUUGACUGCCACACGGCACACAUUGCCUGCAAAUUUGCUGAGCUGAAAGAGAAAAUUGAUCGCCGUUCUGGCAAGAAGCUGGAAGACAACCCAAAGGCUCUGAAGUCAGGAGAUGCUGCAAUCGUGAUGAUGAUUCCUGGGAAACCCAUGUGUGUGGAGAGCUUUUCCCAGUACCCACCUCUCGGUCGUUUUGCAGUACGUGAUAUGAGACAGACGGUUGCUGUCGGCGUUAUUAAAAACGUGGAGAAGAAAGCCGGAGGUGUUGGCAAAGUCACCAAGUCUGCACAGAAAGCUCAGAAAGCUGGCAAAUGAACCGCAGCUGUUGAACUAGUGGGACACAAACCAAUGUCCCCAUCACAAGGACUCCAUCACCUUCUUCCCAAAGGGCAUGUUCACACAUCUGCUUCUACUGCUCUAUUCGUCAAUGACUGGAUGUUACUUAUUAAAGUCCAGUGGAAGUAUUUUAAAAGGAAAAGCAUGCUUCAGCAUUUGUGAGGCUUUAGUGUUGUUUUACCAAUAAAAACAGGUACAAUAUCUGCAAAAUAAA